CAAUAAGAAGCCUCUAUCUAUGUAUGUAGCGUUCGAUAUAAGCUAGUGAGGCUAACCCACCGAAAGAUUGCUGAGAACCCUUGAAAUUACAAAAUGACGUACAGGAGGGACAGGGGUGUACGAGAAGCGUAUGAAGAACGCUUCUUAUCAGACAGGCCGGUGAGAGGCCCAUACUCUCGAGCAGGAGGGGAUAGGCGAGGCCACUUUGGCAGACCUGACGAGGACUACAGCCGCAGCGGUUAUGAAUACGAAGGGGGUCCUCGCUUUUUCCCAAAUGGAGGUGGGCCGCGGAAUUACCACGGAGAUGAUCAGCGGGGCUAUCAUGGGGAUGGUGUUCAUUUCCCUUCAGAACGCAGAGGAGGUCCCCCAUCAAGAAGGGAAGAUUAUCCUUACAGAGGACCCAGGGAGGAUCCACACACAGGACGGCCUAUGGAAUAUAGCAACCGUGCACCACCACCUCACAAUGUGCGAAGCCAGGGCAUGUACCCUGCGCCCCGAUCACUGCCAGAGAGCGGAGCAGACACGCUAGUGCAAGCCAUCCUCAACCUGGAUCGAGGGGAGGACAGAGACCACUUCCGGAGGAAGGCAGCUUCCUUCCCUCCUCCCAGAGAGCGCUCUCCUGCACGCCGCGACCCGACCCGCUCCCCCCACAGUCGCUCGGGCUCCAGCGUCAGCAGCAGGGGCUACUCGCCUGAUCGGACUAAAAACCUCCCAUUCCCCUCACAGCAAGGUGUGGAUGGUCCAGAGGCGCACACUGGUCUUUCUGAUCACCUCUGGGGGGCGCUCUUUCCUCACAGUGGACAUGAUUCUACGGAAAAAAUCCCAGGUCUGUCAGGAGAAGGCUCCCCGCACAGUGCAACAUCAAAUAAGGAAGAGACCCAUCCGCCUGAAGGAGAAAAAGAGGAGCCGUUGACGACUCGUGUCACAGAGGAGAGUCAGAAGACCACCACAGACAACUUUCAACAGCGUCGAGCGCUGGCGAUCGCAGCUAAAGCCCAGGAGAUUGAAAAGGUGUACCGUCAAGACUGUGAAACGUUCGGGAUGGUGGUGAAGAUGCUGGUCGCAAAAGAUCCCAACCUGGAGAAGCAGCUACAGGUCCCCCUCAGAGAGAACCUCGGGGACAUCCGCGAACGUUGCCUUGAGGAUCUCAAACACUUUAUCAGCGAACUGGACGAGGUCAUACGUCAGCCGGAAACCCCCACUUGUGACUCGACCACCGUUUCUGCAAUCCACAGCAGUCAUAAACCUUCAAAGACGGCGAUCAAUCACAGCUCGAGUUACUGACAAAAGGGCCUGACGGAACAUUGCAGGAUAAACUUUUCACUACGACGGACAGAUUUGGACACAUUCUGGAUCAUUGGACACAUGAUGCAUUUCCAGGAUUUAGACAUUUUUCCAGCACAGGGGUGGUGGUUAACUCGUUAACCAGUGUUAAUUUUGAGUCUAUAAAUAAUUUUACCUGUUGGUGUUCUCUGUUGAAAGUUAGUGAAUUCUACCGGUGAAAAACAUCACUUGCAUUUCAUCUCUUCACUUGGGGUUCAUCAAUAUGCAUUGUGACAUUUUUCAAAUAAAAAAACAGACUUGUUUUGUUGUACUUUUUGUGUUUGUGCAUGUCAUUUUGUUGAAAGUGUGCACUUGAUGCUGGGAAUUACACAAAUGUCACAAAACCUGGAGAAAGUACGACUAAUUCUGCAGCUUCGCAAAAAAAAUAUUUUAUUCCAAGCGUCUUUACAAUACUAGGUAUAUAACUGGUUAUGACACAACAGGCAUGGUGAAUAUUUGGGCUGAAUAUAGGCUUUACAUAUUUUGUUGCAAUAGACGCUGGCACUUAAGAAAUGGCACCUUCUUGCUUGCACUAUGAACAAGGUUUGUGUGCUAACAGUUACAGCUGGUAUUUUCUUCAAUCACACUUAUUUAAACCACCAAUAUAAGAAAAUAUUAAAAUCUUAACUUAGUAUAUACAGUCAUUUUUACUAUUAUGCAUUAAAUAAUUAUCUGGUUAGUUUCAGUCUACUACUAUUACCCACCUCUGUGACCGUAUAUGCUGUAUGUACUUGUAUAUCUGCAAAACCUAAGCAUUUUUAAGAACACUCAAAUGUAUGGUUUUUUUUGUCUGCACACAAUUAUAAAGGCCAUUUUGCAGCUCGUGCAUCACAUUAAAACACAAUUUGAAAUGAAUUUACACACAUUUAUAACUACAAUUUACAGAUUCUAUAUUGUCAUUGCCACCAUUAAAAUUUCUUACAUAAGUGUAAGCCUAAUUAUAACUGAACAUAGUUUUUUAAACCUGUACAAAACAUUUUAAACAAUCAAAAAAUAAAACACUAUUGUUUUGUGCAUGUUAUAGUAUGAAUGCAGCCUGAGCUUCAGGAGAUGAUACAGUUUUUGGAGCGGUGGCUCUUUCUGCGACCUGACUUUGAGCCACGAACUUGGGAGGAGAGGGCGGUGACCCUGGGGUAGUCCUCUGCAUAGUAGCGCACAGUGGGUCGAGGCUGGGGGAUAGGUUGACCCAGAAAGUAUCCUUCUUCCUCAGAAUCCGAUGAUGAUGACGAGCAAGUGGAACACCACUCAUCCUCAUCUUUGUACAGACCCAUGAAAUGCUCAGCUCGAGGGUCUCCUUGAGAUGGCCCCUGAAUCAUGUAGUCUGACCUGGUUUGAGAGUAGGCCAGAGGCUGUCUUGGAGAGGGAUGUCGAGGGUUGACUAGAUUCUGUCUGUGCUGUCGGUAGGGUCUCUGCGCCUUUUCUAGAGGCAUCACAUUAAGAGCAAUGUCCGAGUGGGUUUUGCGGCUCCUGUGGUGCCUACUGUGGUGGUGAUGCUGUCUGUUGCGCCCAUGAUGACUAGAUGGGCGGUUUCUGUCCCUGCCCGCCUCAUCAGAGGCGUAUGCCCUCCGCUGCGGCCUCUCACUCAUGGGAUGCUUUCUAAUAUUGACCUCAAAACCAUCAUUGUAUCCGUUGUCCACAGUAUCUUCUGUGAACUUGACCAUCUGAGGAGGCCUGGACUGUGACUUGGUCCUCCUCAGUGCGGGUGCAUGGACAAAGGGAGAAGGUGGUACUUCGGAAUGAGAGUACAAAGAGCGAAGUCCUCCCCUUGUUGCUAGGUUUACCUCCUGUUCUUUCUCCUGUUCUCCUUUCUCCAUGUUAAGGUUGAGAGAGUUUGUACUGUGAUGAAGAUGAGAGGAAUUAAAGGUCCCCAUGUUGCUCAUUUUCUCACAGCCAUCUCCCACCACAGGAUCCUGCACUGCAUGCAGGGAGUACACCGUUGGCCUAUCCCUGCCAUCUCCAUCAACUGAUGCACCUACGGAAUCAGAACAUUUGUUUAUAAAGACAUUUUAAGGCAUUUUCACUGGGAAACAAUGGAAAUUAAUAACUAGUAUCUUCCUCCUUACCAGUGAUGUUUGACAGCGCUAGAGAGUCCAUAGAGUCUCCAACACCUUGCCCAGCCUUCCUCAGCUCAUCAGCAAUACAUUCCAGUGUAUCUUGGUACCACUGCCUAUUGUCUGGCCACAGAGCAUGUUUUCCUUGGUCCUGAUCUUGGUCCAACUCUAGCUCUUGAAUCUUUCUAGCACUGGCAGGUCCUGGAUGACUUCCAUAUGCUGAGUCUCCUAGCCCAUCUUGUGACUGGGCCCAGUACAUUUCAGGAAGAUGCUUCUUGCUAAUGAGUCCAGAGCUAAGGUUGUUGGCUCGGGAUGGAUUGGAAGUCUGGCUCUGGGUGGGACUGGUAGGGGUAGGAGAAGAGGCAGUGAUUCCCAGGGUGUCGGGCUUUAACCAAGGGUCAGAAACGCUUAUAAGAUGGUUUCGAUCAGUACUGGGACUUGGAGAUUUUAGGGAUGGCUGCUGAAUCUGGUGCAACAUUUCUUGGUCGCCAAACUUUAGCAGAAGCUGAGUCAUAUAGUCCUCAUGUUGGGCCCAUUCUUCUGGGUCCUCCUCUCCCCCGGCAUCCUGCUCCUCACGAUCCCGCCAGAACCGUUCCUCGUCCAGUCCAAGAUGGGAAAGCUUCUGCCCAACAAUAUCCACAUCACCGUCAACUUCACAUGCAGACACAGUGGUAGAGGGGUUUAAGACUUGUGACUCUCUCCACUGCUCUGAAGGUCUGCUGCUCUUCCCCAUGCGGACGCUGCGCCGGGAUUCACGAGAGCGAGCAGACUGGAAGGCAGAGUCGGACGAGUCAGAAGUGUGGAUAUCCUCUCCUUGGCUGCAGGCCUUUGAACAGUAAAUGCGACCUUGCUUCGGGAGGAAGGGACAGCCUAGCAAGGAGGUCUUGCACUGGGCACAAGAGAAACACUCAUCUGUGGCAUGCCAGUGUCCGCCUUCGUAGGUCAUUUGAGCAUGGUCCACUCCUGUAGGACCAAUGAAAAAAGGUACAUUGAAUCAGGGGGGAAAGGACCAUGUAUCUUUGCAAUGAAAGCAUGUCUAAUCUUUAGCUAUUGAAUCUUGAAUCUACAUUCAAUUGACUUACCGAUGUUUUCACCACAAGCCUCACAGUACUCUGCGUACAGUGACUCGAAACAGCCACAGCAGAAGGGCCGGCCUUCUUUCAUGAUGUAGCGUUGCCCCCCUAACAUUAUCUCACACUCAAAGCAGGCAAAGUGCUUCAUAUGCCAGUGACGACCUUCCGCCUCUGUGCACUCGUCUGCUAAGAUGAUCUGUUGGAGAAAUGCGGGCAAACUGUUGGUAAAAUGCAAAAACACAACCAUAGAUGAUAGUCAACACUGCUGUAACUGCUACUUACUUCGUCACAAGAAGAGCAUCUUGGUUUAAGGAGUUCAGCGUGGUGUCUCCCACAAAGGAUCUUGCCAUUUUGGUAGAAAUAGAUCAGGUCCACAAGCAACUCUUGACAUGUGGCGCACACAAAGCAUGCUGGGUGCCAGCAGGGGCUCGAUCCAGCUCUGGAGGCAAAAAUUGCCAUCUCCCCUCCAUUGAUGCCACCUUCGCACUGGGAAAAAAAAAAAACACAUGCCGCAUAUUCAAUUCACACUGUAGGCAUCUUGUUAAUGCAGUGGCUUACAGUCAAGACCCUGUAACUUAGGCUAUAAUAUGAAUCAAUCUGUUCAUAAGUACUACAUGUUCACAUUGUGGUCGGACAACAUUUCAAAAUAGACGUGUUGAUGCCACUUACACUUCAGCAAUGCAGCACCAGCAAAUAAAAGAUGCCAUCUCCAUGAACAAGAGCUGCGGAGAAUUGUAAACGCACAACCAUGUAGACACAAAUGACAUGCUGCCUUGUAAAUAAUAGCUAUGAGAAAGGUACUCUACCAUAUGAUAGUCGGGAGAACAUUGCACUAGUAAUUCAUUGUAUCUCUUGAGCUUGAACAGAGCUCACUGGCCUUGGUCUUGAGUCGACAAAGAUCAUAUGGCUCCAGAGAGAUUGUCAAAGCAUGUCUGAAGGUGCAAUCACAGGUCUUUAUUUAACCCAGAAGACUGAGGGGACGCCAAUAGACAGCGAUAGCAUUGCAUGCCCAGCUGUUUGCCAUUAUUAUGAGAGUGGACAGACAGGGGCCUUGGCUUAUGUAUGUCCCUGAGAAUGAUGGAAACUGGAGCCUCAUAUAUUUGUAUGUGAACAUGUGUGCAGUCAUGGGUAUAGGUACGCAAAAGCAUGUCUACAUGACAUAUGGCCUAUGAGUAUGACACUAUGGAUUGGUGACAGGGUGGCAUUUCCACUACGGCUUAGUGUUUGUGUGAGCAUGUGUCGCUACUUUUCAACAUGUGAUGGGUUUGUUAGCAUCUGUGUUUGGGGCAGUGACGUGCUUUCAACAUAGCUGACAUAGCCAAGCAGAGGAUGUGGUUUCCUCAUCGGUUAGGGCUUAAUUUGUUUGACCUUUUCUAUAAGGACAUCUUGCAUGUAAACAAGGAUACUUGUGUUGGUUGAGAUCUCACAAAAAAGGGGAUAGUUACAUCUGGACAGAGGUUUUGUUUGUUAGUUGUCAUAUUGCCUGUAGUUUGCAUCCAUUAGUAAUAAAGAAUCCAGACACGUGAAGGUCAGUCAUGACAUCCCACAGGGUUCUGUGCUAGGACCUGUACUGUUCAGCCUUUAUAUGUCCCCCUUUAGGUAAUACAGUAUCAUUACAAAAAACUCCAUUAACUUCCACUGCUAUGCAGGUGACACACAACUCCAUUUAUCAAUGAAACCUAACAAAACUAAUCAGCUGUUCAAACUCCAGACAUCAAAAGCUGGAUGACCUCAAACCUUUUGCUAUUAAACUCAGAUAAAACUGAGAUCAUAGUUCUCAGUUCCCAGCACCUCAGAGACAAGAUAGCAAAUGAUAUUACUGCCCUAGAUGGUCUCUCUCAACCCCCACAAUACAGUCAGAAAACUUGGUGUCAUCUUCGAUCAGGACCUUUCCUUUAGUUCCCAAAUACAACAAGUGUCAAGUACAGCAUUUUUGCCGUUACGAAACAUUAAAAAAAAAGUCAAUUCCUGCCACUACCAGUUGCAGAAAAAGGUGUUCUUGCUUUUGUGACCUCCAGGUUGGAUUAUUGUAACUCUCUGUUAAUAGGUUGCCUUAAUAAAUAUUUAAAGACCCUUCAAUUGGUCCAAAAUACUGCUACACCAAGUCUUAACCGGAACCAGACGAAGAGAUCAUAUUUCACCCGUGUUAGCCUCACUGCACUGGUUACCUGUAAAAUUUAGAAUUGACUUUAAAAUUCUCCUUACAUAUAAAGCACUACUUGGUCAGGUACCAAUAUACCUUAAAGAGCUCCUAGUACCUUAUCAACCCAGUAGAACACUGCUCUCCCAGAAUUUACACUUACUUGCCACUCCUAGAAUUUUUAGAAGUAGAGCCUUUAGUUAUCAGGCUCCUCUGUUAUGGAACCAUCUCCCUGACUCAAUUUGGGGGCAGACCCCCCUCCGUGUUUUAAAAGUCAAACUAUUUGCUGAAGCAUAUAGUUAAAAGUGAGCCCUGAUACACUGAUAUGUAUCAGUGACACCCCUCUGUGUUUCUUGGACUAAGAUAAAGACUCUCUUGUUUUGUGUCUUGAUCAUCUAUCUAUCCCUCUACUCUCUUUUUCUAUCUCAACCCAACCGAUCAAGACAGACGGCCACUCCACAGAGCCUGGAUUCUGUUCUAGGUUUCUUCCCCAGAGUCAGUUUUUCCUUGUCUCCGUCGCCACAUGCUUGCUCAUUUGGAGUUUCAGUUGGUUCUCUUUUUCUUCCAUUUAUGAGUGUGACCUUCAUGUGUAAAGUGCCUGUUGAUAACUGUUGUGAUUUGGCGCUAUAUAACUUCAUUGAAUUGAAUUGAAUUGAAUAGUUAUUGCGCAAUAUUGAAAUUCCCACAGACCUUCAUGGAACAACCCAUUAACUAUUGGAUGCAGAUCCAAAUUAGGAUUGUUCGCACUCGGAUGCCAUUCCACUUGUAUUUCUUACAUACUGUGACUGAUUUUGGAACAGUUGCAUCAGUUGUGUAAACCUGUAGCAGUUCUAGGUUGUUGGCAGGAAUUUGGCAAGACAGGUCCACUCGGGGAGCUGACUUCAGCGCUCAACUUGAGCAUAAGAUUUCUUCCGCUUCCUCAAAAUAAUGAGGGGGAUUUAUUAGCGAGUUCCAAACCACAUCAGCCAAUCAGACUAGCUUAAGAUAUAAAUAGUACAGCGGUUGUUUUUUGUGCCUGAUCGCUACAUGACCUCUUCGUGCGUGUGCGUGCUCAUGGGCAUUUGUGCGUGCUACCUACAUUUUCACAGCGAGUGUGUUGCAGAGCUCGGGGCAAGAUCUUGGGCGUUCCCCUCCCGAGUGCCUCUCUCUUCCGUUGGGCGCUGAACAUGUGAAGCUCCUUCUUCUCCUCCUCUGUUAGAGAUUGGCAGUAACGAACCUGUUCGAAACAAAAGUGUUUUUUUUUUUGUGGUGCUGCCAAAACGGAAAUAAGGCGGUCUGAAAAAAUGGUUUAUUUGAAAGUCAUCCGCUCAAGGCUUUUGUUGAAAGGAUGGCAUGGGCGAGACGUAAACUCCUUCCUUGUGUUUAGAGAUGGUGAUGAAUGCCCAGAUAAAAGACAGCGACUAUCUUAACAGCAUGCUGGUGCACUUUCUCCCUCCCUAACCACAGUUACGCAAGGAAUUCACCUCAAUCACCAACAAACAUUAUAAAACCACCCCAUCAAACACUGUUUAUAUAGAGACCACCUCAGUCAGACAGAGUGGCCCAGCCCCUCGUGUGGCCUGAUAAAGCCCUCCGCCAUAUCUUCUAAUGUAAACUCUUAUCAGUGCAGAUGUGAAAGGAGUGCUGCUUUACGCACCAUAAAGCUGUUCUACAGGCGAGGCGGCGUGGCCAUUGUUCUGUUUGUGUUAGUCUAAGCUUUAAUCAGCUGCUGGCAUUUUAUUGCUAACAGCAUCCACUACUUUCUCUGAAACAGUGAUGCGUUUUUUUCCUCUAAGAAAAGCUAUGACCUGAAAAAAAAGUGAUAAACAAUAAUUUUCAAGUUCUUCAGACACUUGAGUGUCAACGCUUCAUAGCUUUACCUCAUUGUCGUGAGGCGGCAGCUGGUAGAGGAGUUGCCGGAUUCUGUGUUUCUCACCAGAGCUGUUAACAUACGGCACCUUGUCCUCAGGCAGACAGGAAAAAUACAUCUGGACCUGCAGAUGCAAGGAGGUAUUAGUUUGGUAGUAGUCUUGCAACCAUCACACUUUGGAAUGAAUGAGGACACAAGAAGCAAAUAUGGAAUCAAUGAAUGGAGAAUGGCUGCUACUGUGUGUGUGCCCUUAUUUUUUCGAUUCAGCUGGCCAAACAUGUCAAUCUUGAUCCCGUCACAGGCAACCGACUGUGAAAUCUUUCUGGACACACGAGAGAGCAAUGUUUGCUUAACCCGUUUCCCACUAAAAGUAUGAAAUGUUUACGUAUUCCGAGCAUUUUAUGGGGAAAAAAUCAUGUAAACAUGCAAAAACAGCACACAAACUAGCCAUUAGCUAUUGCCACAACCUGAACCUCAACCGUUCUGGAGUAUUUAGUGUUGAGGUCUUACCUGCUCAGGCCUAAGUCCUGGUGGCACCCACGCGUACUCUUCCAAUGCACAACCUGAGUCGUCAUCGGAGGUGGAGCUCCUCUGGAAGCUCAUGGACACCUUGCCCUUCUGCACCACAGGAAGAGGCUCCAUCUCUGGGCCUCGAUGCGACAGGCGCUCGCCUCGUUCACUGCGCUCCAGGUUCAUCAUGCACGGGCGCUGCAGACAGGGGGAAAAAAAACUCUAAUAUUUUGUUGUUUUCAUCCUGUUAGUGUCUUAAUUCCUUUGAUGCUUGAUGAAAAUGCAAACAGCACUUAGCAGCCACUUCAGAGGAUGUGUAAUGGAAAAAUCCAACCAGGCUUUUCCAUUAAUGCUACAAUGUCUCUAUUCCACUGUAAAUUGUGCUUCUUUAAAUUUUUAGAACAUUUACUGUAUGUUCUUUAAAAUUGCACACGGUGUGGUUGGACAAAAAGAUGUUCUCAGCCAGCAAACGUCUGUUUGCAGGUUGUGUAAGAACAUACCGUA
Dunckerocampus dactyliophorus (ringed pipefish) is the source of this 9450-nucleotide messenger RNA. It is a transcript of the gene pphln1, whose product is annotated as periphilin 1. Bases 94 to 1284 code for a protein of 396 amino acids. Gene Ontology annotation, biological process: protein localization to heterochromatin; negative regulation of DNA-templated transcription; negative regulation of gene expression, epigenetic. The record is from RefSeq and is a predicted model, not a curated record. Gene Ontology annotation, cellular component: nucleoplasm. NCBI's taxonomy places the organism in Eukaryota, Metazoa, Chordata, Actinopteri, Syngnathiformes, Syngnathidae. The transcript has 11 exons.